Neofelis nebulosa (Clouded leopard) is the source of this 1438-nucleotide messenger RNA. RefSeq names its product carbonic anhydrase 13 (gene CA13). Gene Ontology annotation, cellular component: cytoplasm. The record is from RefSeq and is a predicted model, not a curated record. Gene Ontology annotation, molecular function: zinc ion binding; carbonate dehydratase activity. The coding region runs from base 166 to 954 and encodes 262 amino acids. Lineage: Eukaryota; Metazoa; Chordata; Mammalia; Carnivora; Felidae. The transcript is spliced from 7 exons.
GAGAGCGACCUGGCCCCGGGGUUGUAGCGCACCCCUGCUGCCAGGCGCUGCGGGGCGGACCCCGUCCAGGCUGGCCGCCGCCUUUGCCAACUCGCGCGCCCGCCCGGCUCCGUCCCUCCUCUCGCUGUCCUGCCACAUCUUCCUCUGCCUCCCACUCGAGGGACCAUGUCGCGGCUCAGCUGGGGAUACGGCGAACACAACGGUCCUAUUCAUUGGAAUAAAUUUUUCCCGAUUGCUGAUGGGGAUCAGCAAUCUCCAAUUGAGAUUAAAACCAAAGAAGUGAAAUAUGACUCUUCCCUGCGACCUCUGAGUAUCAAGUAUGAUGCAAACUCAGCCAAAAUCAUCAGUAAUAGUGGCCAUUCCUUCAGCGUUGACUUCGAUGACACAGAAGACAAAUCAGUUCUGCGUGGGGGUCCUCUCACUGGAAACUACAGGCUGCGGCAGUUUCACCUGCAUUGGGGGUCUGCUGAUGAUCACGGCUCUGAACAUGUGGUGGAUGGAGUGAGAUACGCUGCAGAGCUCCAUGUUGUUCAUUGGAAUUCAGACAAAUAUCCCAGCUUUGUUGAGGCAGCUCAUGAGCCAGAUGGACUAGCUGUUUUGGGAGUAUUUUUACAGAUUGGUGAACACAAUUCUCAACUGCAAAAGAUUACUGACAUUUUGGAUUCCAUUAAAGAAAAGGGUAAACAAACUCGAUUCACGAAUUUUGACCCAUUAUCUCUGCUUCCUCCGUCCUGGGACUACUGGACAUACCCUGGUUCCCUUACGGUCCCACCUCUUCUUGAGAGUGUCACAUGGAUCGUUUUAAAACAACCUAUAAAUAUCAGCUCUCAACAGCUGGCCACGUUCCGCACUCUCCUCUGUACCGCGGAGGGCGAAGCAGCAGCUUUUCUGUUGAGCAAUCACCGUCCGCCACAGCCUCUGAAGGGCCGAAAAGUGAGAGCCUCUUUCCAUUAAAAGUUGUCACCAGUCGACCACCCCAAACAAGUCGGUGCAGAAAAAAACAAAACACAAAAAUCCCUAGUAACAGUUCUUUCCCGGGAUUCUGGUUUACAGGUACCAUAUGGCUGCUGUCAGCUUCAGUACCACAAAGAUCAGAUCUCUUUAAUCAAACUAAUAACUUAACUCAUCUGUCUCAGAUUUUCCCUCAUGGGUUUCCAAACAGUAAACAUUGUUUGAUGUGUGUUAAAACCCAUGAAGUGCAUCUACUUCAACCUGUGUGAAAACAUGGCAGGCAUCACAAAUCUCAGAAUGUAUUAAGAUUUUCCCCUUGCCCUAGAGAUUGAAUCAGUCAUACCUCUCAGUGAUGUUUGGUGAAAAAUUUAAAUUCUUUUCCAGAAUGAUAAGAUUGUGGUAUCUUUUUCUACACAAAUGAGUCAGCUUGCUGUCUUGUUAUCAUUCCAAUUCAUAAAAAGUCAAUAAUACUUCCUUUUAAAGUGAA